GGGCAGAGGGACAACAAGGGAGUGGGGAGGGCAGAAGGAUAAAAAGGUACAGACACUUCAGAGAUGUGUGAGUUAUAAUUAAAAGUGCCAGAAGAAAGGCAGAGAAAGGGGGAGAAAGAGAGCUAUAGGGAAGGGAAAGGUGCUCAGAUACUGAGUCAGCCUUAAGGAAGGCAAACACCAGAAGACAAGUUCAGGGAAUACCUCAAUAUACCAAGAAGGACCUGUUCUGUCUGAAUCUUCACCAUGAGCACAAGGAAGGGCUGCCCUCUGCCACUGGAACAAGGAGACCGGGAGGAAAAGCAUAGUGAGGGUACUUCUGACCUGGAGCGACAGGAGUGUGAGGUGGAGCUGAGGAACAAAGCUAUUCUGCAGCAGAAGAGGCGCCUUAAACAGGCUACCCAGUUUGUGCACAAGGACUCUGCUGACCUGCUGCCCCUGGAUGGCUUGACAAGGCUUGGCACCUCCAAGGAUCUGCAGCCACAUAGUGUGGUCCAGCGGCGGCUCCUGGAAGGCAACCUGAACAAGCUGCGGGGCGAGACCAGGGUUCAGUCUGCAUGGGUUCAAUCUCCACUGGCAAAAGACCAUGAAGAAAAGAUGGAAAAGAGAGAGGAUAAGAGAAAAGAGACUUCAUCCCUGCUAAUACAGUGCCAGUGCCAAGGUCAGGUAUUGAAAGCGACUGUUAACACUGGGUGUCUACCAAAUUUCAUCUCCAAGAGCUGCUUAAACCAGCUGGGGCUGGAAGAAGUGUCUGCCAUGGACUGUGGAGACCUCUCUCUACCCAUCCCCAGCGUUGUUGGCCGAGUAGAACAUAUGGAGUUGCAAUUUGGCCAGGAAACAGUGCUGUGUUCAGCACUAGUUGUAGAUGACGAAAUGCUGGAGUUUUGCAUUGGUCUCCAGACUCUGUUGUCUCUCAAGUGUUGCAUCGACUUGGAGGAAGGAGUCCUGAGAUUUAAAGCACUGGGUCAAGAGCUGCCUUUUCUACAUGCUUCUGAAGAGCCUGGUCAGUGACUGGCUGCAUUCCCCAUGUACGGGGCUGAGGAGACUUGCUGCCCUCAGAGAGAGAUGAGGGUGAGGCUCAUAUGCCCCUGACUGCUAAGUUCUAGGCUGAGGCGUUCUAGGCUGAGGCAUUCUAGGCUGGGGAGUAAGACAAAGGCAAAUGGGUGCUGGAAACUCUUGUUGCUAGGAGUGCCUCAUCUUGAGCGAUAAUGCUCCAUUCAGUGGACCCUCCUGUUUGACCCAU
Messenger RNA from Neopsephotus bourkii (Bourke's parrot), 1240 nucleotides. It is a transcript of the gene NRIP2, whose product is annotated as nuclear receptor interacting protein 2. The transcript is spliced from 6 exons. Gene Ontology annotation, molecular function: aspartic-type endopeptidase activity. The record is from RefSeq and is a predicted model, not a curated record. The coding region runs from base 244 to 1008 and encodes 254 amino acids. Gene Ontology annotation, biological process: proteolysis. NCBI's taxonomy places the organism in Eukaryota, Metazoa, Chordata, Aves, Psittaciformes, Psittacidae.